Panonychus citri (citrus red mite) is the source of this 942-nucleotide messenger RNA. Its product is annotated as zinc finger protein 830-like. The transcript has 2 exons. Bases 234 to 809 code for a protein of 191 amino acids. Gene Ontology annotation, biological process: mitotic DNA damage checkpoint signaling; mitotic DNA replication checkpoint signaling; nuclear DNA replication. The record is from RefSeq and is a predicted model, not a curated record. Lineage: Eukaryota; Metazoa; Arthropoda; Arachnida; Trombidiformes; Tetranychidae. Gene Ontology annotation, molecular function: nucleic acid binding; zinc ion binding. Gene Ontology annotation, cellular component: spliceosomal complex; nucleus.
GUUUAUGUUUGCAUCAAUUUCCAAUUGUCUCUUAAUUGUGAUUUUCUUAAUUGUUGCUCAAAAUUUCUCGAUUUAUAUUGUAAUUAAGAAUAUUGGUUUUAUAUUAUGUUCUUGCUAUUGAUGAGACUUUUUCUCUAAUCUUUUUGUGUUGUUCUUGUUUAUUGUGACAAAUUUCUUUUGUUUGUAAUUUUUGUUCUCUAGAUUAUAAUCGAUUUAAUUGGAUAUUUGGUGUGAUGGCUUCUAAAUCUGCCUCUGGUAAAAUUUCUGUUCCUAUGAAGAGGAAACAAUUGAUCGACUGUUCAGUGAUUGAGAAGAGGAAAAAGACAAUUGGAGAAAAUGAAAAAGUUAAAUUGAUUGCUACUGAUGAUGGUGAUCGUAAGGAUGGAACAGUUGAUAUAAGUGACAAUGAUCCAAUUCCAUCUCCACCUAAAGAGCUUCCAAAAGGAUUUUUCGAUGAUCCUAAAGUUGAUGCGAAAAUAAGAAAUACUCCUUUCAAGGAUCCAUUGGAAGAGGAGAUGGACCUUUUUAAGAAAACAAUUGUCGCUGAGACAAUUAAAGCAGAGACAAUGGUUGAAGAAUCACUGGAAGAAUUACAAAUUGAUCGAGACUAUGAGGAAGUUGACGAACAAAUCAAUCAAUGGGCUAAAGUGAAUGAACUACAAGUUAAAGCUGAAAAAUUGAAAGAAAAAUUAACAAAUGAAUCUAAAGAUAAUCGCAAUAGUGAAGAUGAGGAAGAAGAUUUAGAUUUGUCCGAAAUUAAUGUUUUCUCCAAAUGGAGAGCGAAAUCAAUCACUCAAGAAACCAAAUAAUCAAUUUUCUCUUUCAUUUGUAAAUUGUAAAUUUAUCGAAAAAUUAAGUGAAAUCAUUUUCAUUUUCGUUGAAAAUUUUCUUUUCCAUUGUGUAAAUAACAUUAAAUUUGUUUUAUAAUAUCUCUUUAAUAAA